This is a messenger RNA of Parasteatoda tepidariorum (common house spider), 1157 nucleotides long. Lineage: Eukaryota; Metazoa; Arthropoda; Arachnida; Araneae; Theridiidae. The record is from RefSeq and is a predicted model, not a curated record.
UAUUCCUGUUCGGCUAAGUGUUGUUUAGUUAAAGAUUGAAGCCAUUUUACUAAUUUGAAUUGUAUUCUUAUAUCUGUACACGAAUCAUCAAAAAGUGUUAAAAAAUAAUUGUUGAAUGUUAUAUUUCUGCCACAGCAAUAAUUUCGUUCUUAUUACAGACUUUACAUGGAAAGUAUUAUUUUUCAUUUGUCUUGUUAAAGAUUGAAGCCAUUUUACUUAUUUGAAUUGCAUUCUGAUAUGUGCACACGAAUCAUCAAAAAGUGUUAUAAAUAAUUGUUUAAUCUUAUAUUUCUGAGAUUGAAAUAAUUUCGUUCUUCUUACAGACUUUAUAUGGAAAGUAUUAUUCUCUAUGUAUUGAGAGGAGACGGAAGCUUAACUUCAGUUGUUCAUGCAGCCAAAUUGAUUAGGGAUCAUUUAAGGCAAAGAACAAAAAUUAUAAUUGUUAUCUUGUGUUUCUUAAAUUCAGAGGAAGAUGUGCUUAUCAGUUGUGAAAGAAUCCGUCGUUCCAUUGCAAAAAAAUGUCAUCCAGAUGUAGUUGAAAUGUGGAUAUAUUUCGAAUCAAUUAUUACAGCCAAAACUGAUAUAGGAAAUUAUAAUUAUGUUGAAGAACUAAAUGCUUGGAGCCCUAUCAUAAGAAUUCAUGCAUUUUUGAGAAGCAGAAGAAAUGACAGACAAGAUUAUAUUGAUGGGGGUAUUCUUGCCCGCUUUAGAACUGCUGACAAUUUAGUUACACAGCGUACCGGAAAUUAUCGAGUGGACAGACCACGACGAGCAUCUAGACCAAUUAAAGAAGAACCUACAGAUGAAGAAGUUUCUAGAAAAUUGUCCAAAAAGAAUAAUUGCGCAGAAUGCUGUGAGGAUCAUAGAGUACUGGAGCGAAGAACUAAGAGAGCUCUUCAUGGACACGGAAAUCACGAUCCCUUAUGGCUACAAAAUGUAAACCAAUGCCCAUAUUGUAAAGAUAUGUGGGAUGAAAAUCAUCAGUUGAAAUUUGUUGACGUUGAACCUGAAUGGUGGUUUCUAUAGAUUACGACGAAAUGUUGUUGAAUAUUUUAUAACCGGCUUGGAAAACCGGUUUCUACAAUUAAGAAAAAUCAUUUUUUUACUGGAAGCAUCAUAUAUUGUUAAAUAAAUAGCACGUCAUUUAUUUUCCUAAA